CUCACUCCAGGGUCAGAUAGGGAGUGUUUAUAUAAGUAAAGGUUAUACGGUUAUAAAGUUUUCCGAAUUCGAGAAGCAUCCUGAUUGGGAUCGCGUUGAAAUAAAGAAUGACAUUGGCGUGUUAAGGAUGGCUGAGCCUCUGAAUGAUUCACGUCCCAGUAUAAUUAAAUUGGACUUCAAAUGGAUUGGCGAUGGGGAGAAAGUCACUGUUGCUGGUUGGGGAUUGUUAGAAGAUCCGGGGGCGAUCCCGGACCGUCUGCAACGACUUGAUGUAUCCACAAUGGGUCCUAAAGAGUGUGAGGAGGGUGUUAAAGAAGCUAAUCUACAGAAUAGACCUUCGCCUCCUGUAAAUUCUUCUGUAGAGCUCUGUACUAUGCAUAAGAAGGGCGCUGGGCAAGGCAUGUGUCACGGAGAUUCUGGGAGUGCAGUAAUGCUGAUUCCUGAACUUCGUGGAAACGAUAAGGAAAUCUCGAUAGUGGGGAUAGUUUCAUGGGGAUUUCCGUGUGCGCUUGGCCAUCCUGAUAUGCAUACGCGUCUUAGUACGUACGAGACUUGGCUUAGACUCCUGUUGGCGACGGAUGGCGUUGACAUUGAGGAAUAAUUGUUAUACAAAUAUCUAGU
This is a messenger RNA of Cydia strobilella, 621 nucleotides long. RefSeq names its product chymotrypsin-1-like. Gene Ontology annotation, biological process: proteolysis. The coding region runs from base 128 to 601 and encodes 157 amino acids. Lineage: Eukaryota; Metazoa; Arthropoda; Insecta; Lepidoptera; Tortricidae. Gene Ontology annotation, molecular function: serine-type endopeptidase activity. The record is from RefSeq and is a predicted model, not a curated record. The transcript has a single exon.